CGUGGGGUAGUGAGGUGCCUGACGAGGAUACGAAGAUGAGCAGCUCGGAGGAAGUGUCGUGGAUCUCCUGGUUCUGUGGACUGCGAGGCAAUGAGUUCUUCUGUGAGGUUGAUGAAGAUUAUAUUCAGGACAAGUUCAAUCUGACCGGCCUGAAUGAGCAGGUGCCCCAUUACCGCCAAGCGUUGGAUAUGAUUCUGGACCUUGAGCCCGAUGAGGAGCUGGAAGACAAUCCAAACCAAAGCGACCUUAUCGAGCAGGCUGCCGAGAUGCUGUAUGGACUGAUCCACGCUCGCUAUAUCCUCACCAACCGAGGGAUUGCUCAGAUGCUUGAGAAAUACCAGCAGGGAGACUUUGGCUACUGCCCUCGAGUGUACUGUGAGAACCAGCCCAUGCUUCCUAUUGGUCUGUCUGAUAUCCCCGGUGAGGCAAUGGUCAAGCUGUACUGUCCCAAGUGCAUGGACGUUUACACACCAAAGUCCUCGCGACAUCACCACACGGAUGGAGCUUAUUUUGGGACAGGCUUCCCCCACAUGCUGUUCAUGGUGCAUCCAGAGUACAGACCCAAGAGGCCAGCUAACCAGUUUGUUCCCAG
Rhincodon typus (whale shark) is the source of this 592-nucleotide messenger RNA. RefSeq names its product casein kinase II subunit beta. The record is from RefSeq and is a predicted model, not a curated record. Gene Ontology annotation, molecular function: protein kinase regulator activity. The transcript is spliced from 6 exons. Gene Ontology annotation, cellular component: cytoplasm; protein kinase CK2 complex. The annotation marks the transcript as partial. Lineage: Eukaryota; Metazoa; Chordata; Chondrichthyes; Orectolobiformes; Rhincodontidae.